Messenger RNA from Cucurbita pepo subsp. pepo (vegetable marrow), 2988 nucleotides. The record is from RefSeq and is a predicted model, not a curated record. NCBI's taxonomy places the organism in Eukaryota, Viridiplantae, Streptophyta, Magnoliopsida, Cucurbitales, Cucurbitaceae.
AUGAGAAGGUUGAGAGGGAAGGGAAGAUCCAGGCUUCGAAACCUCACAUGGGUUUGUUUUUCUGUGUUGUGUAGUCGAAGGAUUUGCUUCUGUGCGCUAGGAUUUGAGCCGGGUUUGCAGAAUGGGAGAGUUAAGAAUGAGUUUCUUGAUGGGGUGCGUAAGGUGGAGGAGUUUCUCAACGAUCCUUGGGGAAUUAGGGUUAGAGAUGGAAAGGGAGCGACGGUUCAGGUCUGGGUUCCGAAGGUUGCGCCGCCUCCCCCACCAGUGCAGCCUGUUGGGGUUGUUGGUGAGGCGUUUAUUAGUGGAGCUGAUGCGGUCGAUGAAAUGGCGGCGGCGAUGUCGGCUCAGACUAAGCGUAUUGCGCUUCAGCGUAAGGCUGCUGCUGCUAUGAUUGCUGCUGAGGACUAUGCCAGGCGGUUUGAAUCUGGGAGUUUAGUGGAUGCCUCCGGUAGUCUCGUGGGGGAAGAGCAGGGGCAGUCGAAUGUGAAUGUAAUGUGUAGAAUAUGUUUUGUUGGUGAAAAUGAAUCUAGUGAGAGAACACGGAGGAUGCUUUCGUGCAAAACUUGUGGCAAAAAGUACCAUCGCAGCUGCUUGAAAUCCUGGGCUCAACAUAGGGAUCUAUUUCACUGGAGUUCGUGGACUUGCCCUUCCUGCCGAGCGUGCGAGGUAUGCAGAAGAACUGGCGAUCCAAAUAAAUUUAUGUUCUGCAAAAGAUGUGAUGGUGCUUACCAUUGUUACUGCCAGCAUCCUCCUCACAAGAACGUUAGUUCUGGACCUUAUUUGUGUCCAAAGCAUACGAGAUGCCACAGCUGUGAGUCUAAUGUUCCAGGAAACGGCCAAAGUGUGAGGUGGUUUCUGGGAUAUACAUUUUGUGAUGCAUGUGGUAGAUUAUUUGUAAAGGGGAACUACUGCCCUGUGUGUUUGAAGGUUUAUAGAGAUUCCGAAUCUACUCCGAUGGUUUGCUGUGACGUUUGCCAGCGCUGGGUGCACUGCCAUUGUGAUAGUAUCAGCGAUGAAAAAUAUUUACAGUUUCAAAUAGAUGGGAAUCUCCAGUACAAAUGCACGGCGUGUCGUGGAGAAUGUUAUCAGGUAAAGAAUCUUGACGACGCCGUUCAAGAGAUUUGGAGAAGAAAGGAUGAAGCGGAUCGUGAUCUAAUCGUUAGCUUGAGGGCUGCUGCUGGAUUACCCACUCAAGAAGAAAUAUUUUCCAUUUCACCUUAUUCAGACGACGAAGAAAACGGUCCUGCGGUUAGUAAGAAUGAGUUUGGACGUUCAUUCAAACUAUCUCUGAAGGGGUUAGUUGACAAAACGCCCAAAAAGAGCAAGGAUUAUGGGAAAAAAUCAUCGAAUAAAAAAUACGCGAAAGAAAAAGCUUCUCGGAUUCCUUUGGCUAAUGCAUCUGAACUAGAUCAGAGUUUGGAAGGGCGUAAUGAGAAGACUGGUGGUUUGCAACCCGAAAAUAAUGAAGGACCUGACUCGUAUUCGUCUCCGGUUGCUGGGAGUGUUAGCCACAAUGAAGGGAUGUGCUCGAUUAAUCAACCAGGGGUGUUAAAACACAAGUUUGUGGAGGAGGUGAUGGUAAGUGAUGAAGAAAGGACCUCAAAAGUCGUUCAAAUCAAGGCGAGGAAGGGUGACGGUGUCGAUACUGGAGAAGAUUCAGGAAAAUAUGCGAGUAAGUCGAAGACGGCUAAAGGAAAGAAGCUAGUAAUAAACUUAGGCGCACGGAAAAUUAACGUUGCGAGUUCCCCGAAGUUUGAUGCUUCAAGUUGCCAAAGAGAACAAGAUUUGGUGUCCUCAAAUGGAGACAAAGUCGAUAACUCGAGCCAAUCAACACGGCCGAAAGCUGGGGAAACAGAGAAGAGCCUUCCUAGCUUCGGAAAAGUUAGAUUUGGAUGUUCGGACACGAAUUCUGCGUUUGGCAGAGGAAACACUAGUGGCUCUGAACUUGGUCCUCCGAAUGGCACUCGCGUAUUUUCUCGUAAGAGAAACGUGGAAGGAAACACACCUGCAGUUCGUUCUGACGUUUCCACGGUAAAAGAAGAGAAGGUACCUCCAGGGAAACAACUCGAGAGUGGAUCCCAUAUAUGCAACGAUGGACACGACGAUAAUGGUCAGACAGCUUUACCACAGUCGUCUUUGCCCAGGGACUCGAAACCUUUGUUGAAGUUCAAAUUUAAGAAACCUCCCCUCGAAAAUCAAAUUUCUUGUCACGAGGAAGAAAAAAGUUCUGUCAAAGGGCAACGGUCGAAACGAAAAAGACCAUCGCCCUUAAUGGAGAAAAUAUCGUUCAACGAAGUCGAAGACUUGGCUCGGUCUCAUCAAGAUAAUUUAUUGGAUGAGAUCAUGGACGCUAAUUGGAUUCUCAAAAAAUUGGGUAAAGAUGCAAUAGGAAAGAGGGUUGAAGUUCAACACCCAACAGACAAGUCAUGGCAGAAAGGAGUGGUUUGUGACAUGAUCGAUGGUACGUCGACGUUAUCGGUCACCCUCGAUGAUGAUAGAGUAAAAACAUUGGAACUCGGGAAGCAAGGAAUUCGCCUCGUUCCUCUUAAGCAAAAGAGGUCGAAAUCAUGAAGGUGAAACCUGUCUGGCCCCCUUAAUUAUACCUACCAUGUUGGGGUUUUCUUUCCCAGUGUAUAUGCAGCGUGUAUGGGUACGGAGACGAUUCUUUCGAGGGCUCGAAGGAGAGAGCGAACUCGAGCAUUUCAUGGAGGCCGAUCCUGGCUGGGUAGGCAGUCUCUUCGAAUCAGUUCUCCCUUAUAGUUGUUGUUUUUAAGCUCUCUGUCAUUUUGCUAAGAUUAUAAAGCUUAAGUUUAAGUUUUAGGAUACCAUUGUGAUAGAAUAGGGAAUGAAUGGACGGACUCUUGUUCAGUGAAACGACCUAGUAGUAGUAGUUGUUGAUCGAUCCAUCGUGAAAAUGGGGACGAUCUAGAGACACAUUUUAUCUAAAAUUUUAAAAUGUCAACAUGAGCAUAGCUCAAUUAAUUACGA